Topomyia yanbarensis is the source of this 2261-nucleotide messenger RNA. RefSeq names its product sodium- and chloride-dependent glycine transporter 2-like. Lineage: Eukaryota; Metazoa; Arthropoda; Insecta; Diptera; Culicidae. The record is from RefSeq and is a predicted model, not a curated record. Gene Ontology annotation, biological process: sodium ion transmembrane transport. Gene Ontology annotation, cellular component: membrane. The transcript has 7 exons. The coding region runs from base 65 to 1960 and encodes 631 amino acids.
CGUCGGUCGAUCAAUCAGUUGGCACUGAGCGUGUAGAAUGAAUGGAGCAUAAUCAUACACACAAAUGCAGAGCAGCGUUGAGCAUCAGAAAUUGCGUCGAGUGAGCGAAUUCCGAUCUACCGACGUAUGGGGUAACGGUGGCACAACGAAUCUUCGGAGAAGCGUAGCUUACUAUGAUGAUGGUGACGAGGAAGAAGAUGAAGUACUAACGAAGCGAGGUUCCUGGUCGGGAAGAUUUGAUUUUCUGCUGUCGCUGCUCGGAUACUCGGUUGGACUGGGCAAUGUUUGGCGGUUUCCAUAUCUUUGCUACAAUAAUGGAGGAGGUGCUUUCUUAAUUCCAUUCACCGUUAUGCUGGUGUUCGCCGGUUUGCCAUUGAUGUUCAUGGAACUUUCGCUAGCACAGUAUGCGGGAUUGGGACCCGCAGUGCUGUUCGGACGUUUCGCCCCACUGCUGCAGGGAUUGGGUUUGGGAAUGGUACUUGUCGCCGGUAUUGUAAUGCUGUACUACAACGUAAUCCUUGCUUGGACUCUUUUCUACAUGCUAGCAUCGUUCGAGGAGCCUUUGCCGUGGAAGGGUUGUAACCAUGAUUGGACUAGUAUGCUGUGCUAUUCCUACGAGGAAGAAAAUAAAUGCUUCAGUAGCAACGGUACCUAUUACAUGCGAGAGUGCUAUGCGAAUGCUAGUUUCAUUGGGAAUAUUACAAAGGUACCGAAAAAACCGCCAGCAGAGGAAUUUUUCAAAAACUAUGUUCUCCAACUUUCUAGUGGCAUUGAACAUACGGGGCAGAUUAGCAUCACCUUAGCGCUGUCUCUACUGGCAGCGUGGCUUAUCGUAUUCUUGUGCUUAUGCAGGGGAGUGAAAUCUUCCGGAAAAGUAGUCUAUUUCACUGCCCUCUUCCCCUACGUUGUGCUGGUGAUGUUAUUCGUAAGAGGCCUUACUCUUCCAGGCGCUCAUGCGGGUAUUAUGUACUAUCUGGAACCAGACUGGGAAAAGUUAAAAAGUGCUCAAAUUUGGGGCGAUGCCGCCGUCCAGAUUUUCUUCGCUUUGAGUCCAGCCUGGGGUGGACUUCUAACGCUUGCAUCAUACAACAAGUUUACCAAUAACUGCUACCGAGAUGCUAUUAUAGUGGCUACCUCCAAUAUUUUAACGUCGUUUUUUGCUGGCUUUGUGAUAUUUUCGAUACUUGGAUUUUUAGCUCACGAACUUGACACCGAGGUCGGUAGUGUUAUUGAUCAAGGGGCUGGAUUGGCUUUUGUUGUGUUUCCGGAGAUGGUGACAAAGCUGCAAAUGCCAAUAUUUUGGUCAGUGCUAUUUUUCUUCAUGUUACUAACGCUUGGACUAGACUCUCAAUUCGCCCUGAUGGAGACUGUAGUGACUGGCAUACUGGACACUUUCCCAAAGUGGAGACGCUGGAAAUUGCGGGUAGUGUUUGUAGUGGCAGCCGUAGGAUACAUCGGUGGCUUAGUGUUCAUUACUAAUAGCGGCAUGUACUGGUUCCAGCUGGUAGAUAAAUAUGCUGCCAAUUGGUCAGUGUUAUUGAUUGCAACCAUUGAAUGCAUACUGAUUGCGUGGAUCUACGGGUCGGAGAGGUUCAUAUCUAACAUCGAGGAAAUGAUUGGACGCCGGUCAAAUGGUUUCAUUCGCUUUUGGACGCUGAUUUGGAAAUUCGUCACACCAGCCACGCUAUUGUUUAUUCUUUGUUUCAAUUGGAUCCAGUAUAAGCCGGUAUCGUAUGGAAAGUACUCCUAUCCGGAAUGGGCCGACAUUGUUGGUUGGGCAAUAGGGCUCUUACCUAUGGCAGUAGUGGUGAUAACGGGCUUAUAUAAAAUUAUAUCCGAUACCAGUGGCCAACCGAUAACGCAGAAAAUAGUUAACCUCCUCAAACCGACCGAUGAGUGGAAGGCGGCACGGCCAUCACUGUACCAAUUCGAAUAUGAUGACCAUGGCAUUGAAAUCUAGCGAUAUCACCACCGUUGACAUUGCCCUGAUCUGGUUAAAAUGCAAAAUUCUUCGGUCCAUAGGUAAUGGCGGUUGCAUUAUCGUAGGUGCUCAUAUCACAUAAUUUAUCAACCUAUUGUAGUAUCGUUUGCUCUAGUCUAUAGCACUUGUGCUUAAAUAAAUACCUAUAUAUAUUCGUGUUAUUGUUUGAACGAUUAAUUACACCUUCGCCAAAUUGUUGGCAGACUUCGCAGCUAUAAAUGCUUGGUGAUAAUAAUGUGUUAUCUUGAAAAGACGUUUCCAAUAAAUAUUUGUGUGGAUA